UUUGAUUCCAAAUCUUGGAUACAUUUCCGAAGCGGCUGCAUCUCUUCUCGAUCGUCGGCUAAACCUGAAUAUUGUUCCAGUUACUGAAGUUGUCUGGUUGUCUUCACCAUCUUUUCAUUAUGAUUACUUGGACCGUCGCGCAGCAACGUCAAAGAAAAAUCCGAAGCCUCUACCCGAAAAGAUUGGUAGUUUUCAAGUGUAUUUGGAAGGCUUCAAGGAUGCUAACGUUUUCUUGAGAGAGCAUCCAUGGCCUGAGCAUAACAACAGUAACGGUAACGAAAGAGUAACAGACAACAAUGUGGCUACAAGUGAGAGAUCGAAUAGCCGCUUAAGUCCACUUAUGUGUGGAAGAGUCGGGACAACUGAUGAUGAUGAUCAAAAUGAAUCUUACUUGCUAGGGAAAAGAUUCUGUUGGACUCCCGAGCUACAACUUCAAUUUAGAGAACAGUUUGAAAAACUUGUUAUUUUGGAUUAUUUGAUGAGAAAUACUGAUCGAGGAUUUGAUAAUUGGAUGAUAAAAUACUGCGAUAAAGAUGAACGCGACUGUUUUACCAGCACACCACCAAAAUCAAUGACCAUGAAAGCACCAGAUGUUUCAUCAACAAAAACACCUUCAAAUAACCAAGAAAUACAACCACAUGAGGACGUUAUAUUACCUUCUUCUGCUGAACCCCUUAGAGAAAUGAAUUAUAAAGAUAUUACAUCUGAGUCUCUUCAAGAAACAUCUGUUUCCGAAAAUUCAGGGAGUAACGUUCGUGCGGAACCAUAUUUUAUCCCAUAUCCACAUAUUCAUAUUGCAGCUAUUGAUAAUGGGUUAUCAUUUCCCUUUAAACACCCUGAUAAAUGGAGGUCGUACCCUUAUGGAUGGUCCUUCCUUCCUGAAGCUCUUAUAGGUCAACCUUUUACUGCAAAUACAAGAAAGCAUUUUCUCACCUUACUCACUGAUCCUAAAUGGUGGAAAGACACUGUAUAUGAGCUUGGUAGCUUUUUCUCUAUUGAUGAUGAUUUUGAUGAGGGAAU
This is a messenger RNA of Acaulospora colombiana, 1020 nucleotides long. The record is from the annotation of a GenBank genome assembly. NCBI's taxonomy places the organism in Eukaryota, Fungi, Glomeromycota, Glomeromycetes, Diversisporales, Acaulosporaceae.